Messenger RNA from Schistosoma rodhaini, 1158 nucleotides. The record is from the annotation of a GenBank genome assembly. Lineage: Eukaryota; Metazoa; Platyhelminthes; Trematoda; Strigeidida; Schistosomatidae.
UAUAAAUUAAAAAAAAUUAAAACAGAGCAUUACUUUCAUUUAACAAAACAAAACGACAAUCAAUAUAAAUUUGAACAAAAUUCAGAUUUAAUGAAUAACGGAUUCACAAAAAACAGUGAUUACUGAUUUUCGAAAUUCACCAAGUGCACACAUCGAAAUUCGUCUAUAUUUUACACAGUUGAACAUAUUCAUCAGCAGACUUUAUACAGUCAGCCAAAAAAAAACAUACAGACAACAAUGAAGAACACAGUACAGAAGUCAGCACAUCAGCUAACUUCCUCUAAAACAUCAAUAUCAUCAUUAUGCGCUUCAUCACCUAAUCCACAUAAACGUGUAGCUGCCAAUUUGAGAGAACGUAAACGUAUGCGUCUGAUUAAUCAUGCAUUCGAUGGAUUACAAUCUCAUUUACCCAAGGAAUUAUUACGUCCAAAUACAUUAUUGAGUAGUAUAAAUUCAAAAAUUUGCACUUCAUUCAUACAUGCACACCGAAAGUUUAAUGUAGAGUUAAGCAACAAACAAGUCGAUAGCCAAUUGAUAAUGCAGUCCGUAAAUCCAACCAACUCAUAUUUUCACAAGGAAACCAUCUCAAAAGUUGAUGUGUUGAGAGCCGCAAUCAACUACAUCCACAUACUUGAGGAGAUUUUGGACGAACUAAAAGCUGAACAUUGUCCUGAAACAUGGGAUAGUGCUGCUGAUCACAUGAACUCAUGGAAACUGGACUGUAAGCAGUCACAACCUAAUACAUAUCAUGUUGGUUGCCUAUGUUCAAUCAGACAUUCGAAUGAACAGCGUGUGAACAAGUAUCACAAGCAGUUAAUGAGUGGUACAGUAAUCAAAACAGGUGCAAAUUCUUUGCCCGUAUUUGUUAGCUGGCAAUGGGAACUGCAAAACAGAACAGAGAAUCUAACACACAAUCAACAACCUUUAGAUUUUACUUCGUACGAAGCCUAUUCAAAUGAUGUCAAAACGUCUGAACCCAGUGCAGCCAUAAUAGACCAGUCAAACGACAUUAGUCACUCAAAAUAUAAAAGAAUACAAAAUCCUCAGCAUAUAAUUCGAUGUAAACAAACUUGGUGGCCAAAAGUACAAAACGUACACACCUCUGUAAAUAACUCAAGGAAUAUAAUUCAGUUUACUGAUUCAUAUGAAAAUAAAUAA